Dreissena polymorpha is the source of this 1718-nucleotide messenger RNA. RefSeq names its product tripartite motif-containing protein 5-like. Gene Ontology annotation, molecular function: zinc ion binding. The transcript has 2 exons. The record is from RefSeq and is a predicted model, not a curated record. Lineage: Eukaryota; Metazoa; Mollusca; Bivalvia; Myida; Dreissenidae. The coding region runs from base 244 to 1254 and encodes 336 amino acids.
GAUAUUUUACUUCCGAGUUGGGCGUUCGGUAAAAAUACGCAACAAAUAAAAAGAGAAAUAUCGCCAUCUUCGUGCAAAGAUUUUGAUGUGAAUAUAGUUUUACUCAUUUAUUAUUUGGUUUAAUAUCAUUUUAAGCUAAAGAAAAUCGUGUUUAAUUUACAUGUAUCUGUGUUUGUUAUUUGGAAUAUUAAAGAAACUGUUUUUAAAAUCGAAAGUGGACGAUUUUAUCAAUAGAAUUUCGAAAUGGAAAAGGAAAACACUUUUGUUUCAAACCAAGACAAAGCAAGCGAUUUCGAUUACAAAUGUGAUGCAAUGCCACUAUGCGAACCCUGUUUUAGAAAUAAAUCUUCUAAGGCAGCCACGGUUUUCUGCAAAGACUGUUCAGAGCUGUUUUGUGACCAGUGCAGUCAUCUUCACACGAUAUUCAAACCAGGCAAACAUGAUAUCAUUAUUGUUGCUGACAUUGAUUCAAUCCGCGUCGUGGUGGACAUGAAAGGUAAGGACGUUUGUCAAGAACACAAUGAGAAAAUCAAGUUUUACUGUCAGGACCAUUCAAAGCUUUGUUGUAGUAAAUGUGCCUUCUUACAUCGGAAAUGCGAGCAUGUAGAUGAAAUUUCUAGCUCGUAUGAACAAACACAUUCUGAGCUUAAUGCGCUGAAGGAAUCAUUGCAAACAAUAGAAUCCGAUGCUGAAUACAUUAUUGAUUACUGUAAGAAGUCAGAAAAUGGCUUGAAUGAGUCCAUUAAAAACAUGUCUAAAGAGGUAGCUGAAAUGAAAACCCGAUUCAUUCAACUGUUUGAAGACGCGGAGAAGAAGAUGUUAACUGAGGCCAAUGCAGUUAAGUGUGAAGAGUCGAAAAGGUUAGGUGGCAGGUCUGCAGAAUGUGCGAAAAUUAAAGUAGAGAUAGCUCAAAUUGUACAUACGUGUUCUAGUGUUUUGGAACACGGAACGCCACAGCAAAUGUUUAUAUUGUUAAAACUUAUUGACGAGAAGCAUCAACAAAUGAAAGGAAGUAUCAGUGCACAACAACAGUUGCAACUGACACCAAAACUGGCAAUGUCAUUUCCUAGAGAGUUAUACGAACUAUUUGCAUUGGGAGAAAAUGUCAUGAAGCUGAAUAGCUAUAACAACAAAACAGGUAUUGAUGAGGAAGACAUUGAUGUCCCCACUGAUGCAGGAGAUGCUACCACAGAAGACAUGCCACCCCUCGAAGAGGUGGAGGACGAUGCAUCACGCAUGGAGGAAGUCGACUAAAUACACAUCAAGGUGCCAUCAAAGACUUUUUUUAGAGGUGGCCCAGAGUGGGGCUGUUGUCAAGCUGUUUUAUAUAGCAUCAUACCAUCAUGUGGCUUUGGUUUUUACAUCAUGUUCAUAUCGAUGUUGAGUUUAUCAUUUAAAGUAUCAUUAAUACUUAGCAUAAUGUUUACAAAUUUGAAACAAUGCGUAUGUGAUUCAGUCUUAACAUUUUAAAUGUUGUUUGAGACCCAAAACUUUUCAUCAUUAAACCAAGCAAUUUUCAGUAUCAGUUUUGUUCUGUUCAAUCUGUGAUUAUUUUGUAUAAAAAGCAUUUGUUUGCUUUACAAUAAAAAAGAAAAAAAAACUCAUGAAGAAUGAUUUCAAACUUUAGUGUUUUGAUUGUUUCUGUAGUGUAUGUACUUCAGUUUCUUCAAAAUGUGUUUGAAUGUUUUCUUCUAUGAUAAAAUAAAACAGUUAAAUUA